Messenger RNA from Paramecium primaurelia, 702 nucleotides. The record is from the annotation of a GenBank genome assembly. NCBI's taxonomy places the organism in Eukaryota, Ciliophora, Oligohymenophorea, Peniculida, Parameciidae.
AUGAAACGCAAGUCUUUAUUAUUAGAAGCUGAUAUUAUUCAAUAAAUUAAAAGUGCAUUUAAUCUCAAUUAAGUUGAAAUUAAUGAACUUAUGACUUAAGCUAAACGCUAUGAUCCUAAAGGUACUGGAUAUGUAAGCAAAACAGAAGUUGAUGAUAUUAUGAGAGGCAUUUUAACAUAUUUUAUCAUUUAGAUCUUAAAUUACUUGAUAAUGAAAAACUUAUUGCUAAAUUUAAGGAAGAACUUAAACAAUAAGAUGCUAAAAUGUUAGAUUUAAAAUAAAUAUGUGAUAUUUAUUGUAAACUUAAAAACUACUAAUAAUAAUUGAAUGAUGAAGAAACAAUUACAUAAGAAUAUAGUAUUGUUAUAUAAAUUAUAUCAUUUUAGUUGAUGCAUUUGUAGCCUUAGGAGGUAAUCCUGAUAGAACAGGUGUUGUUUAAAAAUAAAUGAUUUUUGAUAUUGUUUAAAGUGAAUUUGAACUUAAAAUUGAUUUGGAUUCAUUUCUUGGAGAUUUUCAAGGUAAUUAAUUAGAAUUUGAAGAUUUUUGUUAAUUAUUUGAGAAUGCUGGUGAAGAUGCUAAAUCUUUCAUUACUGUAUAAUUUUAUUAAAAAUUUAGAGCUUUUCAUAAGCAAAAAGAAAUAAUAACAAUGAUUUUACAGUAAGAUUUAAAGACUUUGAAAAAUGGGAAAAGACUGCUAUGUGA